This is a messenger RNA of Macrosiphum euphorbiae (potato aphid), 321 nucleotides long. The record is from the annotation of a GenBank genome assembly. NCBI's taxonomy places the organism in Eukaryota, Metazoa, Arthropoda, Insecta, Hemiptera, Aphididae.
AUGGCGGAAUUAUUAGAAGAAGAUGUAAUUACGGGACCUUCCGAAUUAGAUAGAACAUUUGUUUUUGAAGAUGAAGGACAUACACUUGGUUCUCUAUUAACGUAUGUUUUAGAAAGUUUUCCUGAAACAGAUUUUUGUGCUUAUUCCAUAAGGCAUCCGUCAGAAAAUAAAAUUUAUUUACGGUUAAAAGUAAAAAAUGGUCACUCCGUAGAAGAUAUUUUCAAACGCGGUUUUCAAGAGCUCAAUCAAAUCUUAAAUCACGUUAAAAAAACAUUUAAUAAAGCAAUUUCAGCUUAUGAAGAAACUAAAGCAACUGAAUAA